CAACGAGAUACAGAGACGUGUGCAUAGAAGCUUGAAAAAUUAAAAAUUGAAUAUUAAGAAGUUUAUUUUACCUUAUUUAUUACGUCAUAUAAAUGGCAAUUCAAGCGGUUUAAUAAUGGAAUUACCUUUUAAAAGAACCCCGAGCAUCGCAUGGAAAUAAGAUUAGAAAAAAGCUGAAAUGAUAUAAAGAUGGCAAUGUUUGCAACGUUGGCAAAUGCCUGGUUUGGGUUGGUGUUUCGAAGAAAAAAAGUAAAUCGACAAUCUUCAUUACAACAAGGUCUUUCAAAAUGCUUGACGACUUGGCAAUUAAUACACUUAGGUGUUGGUGCAACACUUGGAGCUGGCACAUACGUUGUUACUGGUCAAGUUGCCGCUAAAAUGGCUGGCCCUGCAGUAGUAAUUUCGUUUACAAUUGCUGCUAUAACGUCUCUUUUAUCUGGUCUUUGCUACGCAGAGUUCGGCUCACGAGUGCCUCAAACAACAGGUAGUGCUUAUACGUAUAGUUAUGUUACUAUUGGAGAAAUUUGGGCAUUUUUUAUUGGCUGGAACUUAGUAUUAGAGUAUAUGAUUGGAACAGCCGCAGAUGCUGCUGCACUAUCAGGCUCAUUUGAUUACGCAAUUGGUUAUCGUGUUCGUGAAUGGACCCAAGAAAAUAUUGGUAGUUUCAACAGCGAAUAUUUAGGAGAUUUUCCUGACAUAUUGUCAUUUGUGUUUACCAUUGUUGUCACAAUUGUUCUAGCUUUUGGAGUACGCGAAUCAGCUGUAUUUACAGUGACAUUUAAUUUUUUUAAUAUUAGUGUUGUUGCAUUCAUAAUCAUUACUGGAAUUUUCUAUAUUGAUUUUGAUAACUGGACAAAAGGAGAUGGAUUUUUUCCUUACGGCGCAUCUGGUGUACUGUCAGGUGCAGCUACUUGUUUUUAUGCAUUUGUUGGAUUCGAUAUAAUUGCAACCACAGGGGAAGAGGCUAAAAAUCCAGCGAAAUCUAUUCCAAUUGCCAUUGUGGCAUCAUUAGUCAUAAUUUUUCUUUGCUACUUUGGUGUAUCAUCAGUAAUUACUUUAAUUGUACCAUAUAGUAAACUUGAUAAACAUUCGCCAAUACCGGGUGCAUUCUCUCAAAGAGGGUUGGGCUGGGCUAACUAUAUUAUAUCUGUUGGUGCUAUAUGUGGAUUGAGUUCUAGUUUGUUAGGAAAUCUUUUCCCACUACCACGCAUUAUUUACGCUAUGGCAAAAGACGGACUAUUAUUUAAAAUGUUUACAAAAAUAAAUAAGAAAACUGAAGUACCUGUAAAUGCAACCAUUUACCCAGGAAUUCUAACUGCCUUGUUUGCAUUUUUCUUUGAUUUAGAAGAGUUGGUUGAAAUGAUGUCAAUAGGCACGUUACUUGCAUAUACACUUGUUUCUCUUUGCGUUCUUAUACUUCGUUACCAACCUGAUAGUUAUUAUAGCUCCGAAUCCCAGCCUUUUGUUAAUAAAAAUAAUGAGAGUGAAACUGAUGACGGUGAAAAUACGUCAAGUACAAUUUUCAUGAACGAUAUUUCUUCUAUUAAGACAAUAAACAACAUAAAUAAAGCAGAUGAGCCAAAUAAUCCACUAAUAACCAAUAAGGAAGAUUUAAAAGAAAGUUUGCUGCCAAACAGCGAUGAAAAGGUUCCAAUAAAUAAAAAAAUAAACGCUGUAAAAGAAGCUGACCUACCAACUGAGUUCUCAGGGAGAGUAGUUUCGUGCAUGUGUUUAUGCUUGUUUGUCUGGUUUUUUGCAUUUAAUAGCACCCUCUUAUUUGCAUUUGAUCAAAUCUACAACAAACAAGCAUGGGCUAUAUUUUUAUUAGCCUUUUUUGGAAUUUUAAUUUUAAUAUCAAUAGGUCUCAUAUAUUCAAUGCCUCAAUCACAAACUAAAUACUCAUUUAUGUGCCCUUGUGUCCCAGCUUUACCUAUAAUCGCAAUAUACGCAAACACAUUUUUAAUGUUAAAACUGUCAAAAAUUACUUGGAUUAGAUUUACUGUUUGGAUGGUCAUUGGAGUAGCAAUUUAUCUAUUUUAUGGAACUAGAAAUAGCAAAGUUGAUGUCAAUAAUGAACAUACUGAUGAAUCUACGUGAUAAUAUAAAUAAAAGUUAACAGAUUCUUUCUAAAAAACAAAAGUUUAGGAAAAAAUUUUUUAUUUAAAUAUAACACGCUGUAGGUAAGUAGUAAAAACCCAAAGUGUUUUUCUACAAGAAUAAAACUUGUAUUUCAAUUAAAACUUCAGAUAACUUAUUAUGUGUCUAAAAAAUUGUCGCAAUCAACAAA
Hydra vulgaris (swiftwater hydra) is the source of this 2287-nucleotide messenger RNA. RefSeq names its product high affinity cationic amino acid transporter 1. NCBI's taxonomy places the organism in Eukaryota, Metazoa, Cnidaria, Hydrozoa, Anthoathecata, Hydridae. Gene Ontology annotation, biological process: amino acid transport; transmembrane transport. Gene Ontology annotation, molecular function: amino acid transmembrane transporter activity. The record is from RefSeq and is a predicted model, not a curated record. Gene Ontology annotation, cellular component: plasma membrane.